Nicotiana tabacum (common tobacco) is the source of this 726-nucleotide messenger RNA. The record is from RefSeq and is a predicted model, not a curated record. NCBI's taxonomy places the organism in Eukaryota, Viridiplantae, Streptophyta, Magnoliopsida, Solanales, Solanaceae.
AUGAAAUUGGACCCAAACACCAGGAGGUCAAACAUCCUCUGUGAAUUCCAUCAAGAAAGAGGACACAAGACCGAAGAUUGUAUAGGUCUGCGGCAGGAAGUAGUUAGGAUGUUAAACCAGGGGUACCUAAAAGAACUGCUCACCGAUAAAGGGAGGGCCAACUUCGCCAGAGGAUGCGAUCCAUCUCAAAGACCUCCAAAGCCACCAUCGCCAACACGCACCAUACAAAUGAUCAUUAGCGGUGGCGACAACACGGUAAUCAACCAUGUGAAAUUCACCACCACACAUAAACUCAAACGGACGGUCGCCCACGAAAGAUAUGAUGACCUCGAAGACAGUAUCAUCUCCGAUAAUUCAGAUGCCGACGAUUUGUCUUUCCCUCACUAUGAUGCUUUAGUUAUAACUUUACGCAUCGCUUAUACAGAUGUAAAAAGAAUCAUGGUAGAUGACGGAAGCAGUGCGUUAGAGCGGACAUUCGGAGAAAUAGUGCUGUCUGUCCUAGCAGGAGAAGUCACACUGGAAACAACAUUCCAUAUCAUGAACCAGGAAACAGCCUAUAACGCCAUCAUAGGGCGACCAUGGAUACACGCCAUGCGAGCCGUCCCCUCAAGCUUCUAUCAAGUGAUCAAAGUUCCUACCCCGUGGGGAAUAUUCAGCAUCCGAGGCGAGCCACGUACCACCCAAGAAUGCUAUCGAAUCGCCCAAGAUUGCAUGCACACCAAAUAA